AUGGCCUCCACCAUGGACUUCCUUAGCGCUUGCGAGAACCGCAGAACCAUCUACCAGCUGACCGACAAGAUCCCCAUCUCGGAUGCUCGUGUCGAAGAGAUUGCCAGACACAACAUUCUUCACGUCCCUAGCAGUUUCAACUCGCAGUCCACUCGUAUCGUUGUCUUGCUCAACGACGAGCACAAGCAAUUCUGGGAGUUUGUCAAGGAGGUCUUGAAGCCCCAGGUCCCCGAGGACCAGUUCCCCCAGACCGAGAAGAAGCUCGAUGGCUUCAAGGCUGGUCACGGCACUGUAUGUGUUUCUGAUUCUCACAUCGGGAUUUCGAAUCUAAGGAAUCAACGACUGACGUGGUCAAUCAGANUUCUUUUCCUCAACGACCCCAACCCUGUCAAGAAGCUCCAGUCUCAGUUCGCUCUCUACGCUCAACACUUCCCCGGCUGGGCUACUCAGUCCAACGCCAUGUCCCAGUACCACCUCUGGACCGCCCUUGAGGCCGAAGGCUGUGCUUGCAACCUCCAGCACUACAACCCUAUCAAAGCACAAGGUCACUGGAACAUCCCCCAGGAGUGGGAGCUCCAGGCCCAACUUGUGUUCGGUGGCUACGCAGAGGGUGCUCGUGAGGCCGUCGACAAGGGCGGCAAGCAGCAGCAGCCCAUCGAGGAGAGACUCUGGAUCCAUGGCGCCCAGAAGUAG
This is a messenger RNA of Aureobasidium vineae, 693 nucleotides long. NCBI's taxonomy places the organism in Eukaryota, Fungi, Ascomycota, Dothideomycetes, Dothideales, Saccotheciaceae. The record is from the annotation of a GenBank genome assembly.